GGAUUGUGGGAGUUGGGGGCCUACGUGUGGCUCGGAGAAGUCUCGGAAUUGUGUCUGGUUUCUUCAAGCAUUUGCCCAGUCAGACAUUUAAAAAUGGCAUCCAAACAAGAAAUAAUGAGUGACCAGCGGUUUAGGCGGGUUGCAAAGGACCCGAGAUUUUGGGAAAUGCCAGAAAAGGAUCGAAAAAUCAAAAUUGACAAGAGAUUUCGAGCAAUGUUUCAUGACAAAAAGUUCAAAUUGAAUUAUGCUGUGGAUAAAAGAGGACGCCCCAUCAACCAUAGCACUACAGAGGACUUGAAGCGUUUUUACGACCUUUCAGAUUCUGAUUCGGAUCUCUCUGAUGAAGAUAAUAAAACUUUGAACCAAAAGAAACUGAAGAAGAAAAAACCCCAGACUAAAAACGAAAAAGAAUCAAAAAAUCUUGUUGAGGAGAAAAAGAAAGAAGCCAAGAAAAUUAAUCAAAAGGAUUCUGGAAAUAAGAAUGAUUUAGAUAACUCCGAGAGAAUUCAGAAAAUGAAAACCUCGUGCAAAUCUAAGAAGACAGAGUCAACAAGUCCCAAGAGCGAUAGCAAAGAAUUUAUACAAAAAAGUACAAAAGGGAAAAAAACCGUUGUUCAACAUAAUACAGACUUGUUUCCCAAAGGAAAAUUAAGAACAGUAGACUCAGGCACCUCUGAAAUUGCACAGUCUCCCAAAGUCAAGUAUUCUGAGACAGGAAGAGAAAUGCAAUCAGUGGUUCCAUUCAUAAUGGCAAGAGACAGUGAUGGUCAUGAAAACUCAGCAAGUGGUAAAAUGUUUGACAAAGAAGCUCUGGAGGAAGAUUCAGAAAGUGCUAGUGAAAUAGGAGGUGAUGAAGAAUCUGAAGAUGAAUUUACAGGCAUUUGUAGAGCUGUUGCUGCUGAUCUUCAUGAUGAUGAUGAUGAUGAUGAUGAUGAUGAUGAUGGAGGGAAUGAAAAUGAUGAGGAGGAUGAAGAUGAGGAUAGUGAGGAUGAUGGUGAAAGUGACAGUGGCCCCGAUCUUGCGAGGGGCAAAGGAAAUAUAGAAAGUAGUUCUGAAGAUGAAGAAGAUAUGGCAUAUUUACUUCCAGAGGAAUCUGGUUUUGAGCAUGCUUGGAGAGAAUUAGAUAAAGAUGCUCCUCGGGCUGAUGAGAUUACGCAUCGAUUAGCAGUUUGCAACAUGGACUGGGAUAGAUUGAAGGCAAAAGAUUUGCUGGCUUUGUUCAAUUCAUUUAAACCUAAAGGAGGUGUUAUAUUUUCUGUAAAGAUAUAUGCUUCAGAAUUUGGAAAGGAGAGGAUGAAGGAAGAGCAAGUUCAAGGACCAGUAGAGUUAUUAAGCAUUCCUGAAGAUGCCCCUGAAAAGGACUGGACCUGUAGAGAAAAACUGAGAGAUUAUCAAUUCAAACGACUGAAGUACUAUUAUGCGGUAGUAGACUGUGAUUCUCUUGAAACAGCCGCUAAAAUUUAUGAGGAUUGUGAUGGCCUGGAAUUCGAAAGUAGUUGCUCGUUCAUAGAUCUCAGGUUUAUACCAGAUGAUAUUACUUUUGAUGAUGAGCCCAAGGAUGUAGCCUCAGAAGUGGAUUUAACAGCAUAUAAGCCAAGAUAUUUCACAUCUGCUGCAAUGGGAACAUCAACGGUGGAGAUCACUUGGGAUGAGACAGAUCAUGAAAGAAUUACAACACUCAACAGGAAGUUUAAAAAGGAAGAGCUUUUGGACAUGGAUUUUCAAGCCUACUUAGCUUCCUCUAGUGAAGACGAAGAAGAGAUAGAAGAGGAGCUACAAGGUGAUGAUGGAGUCAGUGUAGAAGAAGGUGGGAAAACAAAAAGAAGCCAGAAGGAUGAUGAAGAACAAAUUGCUAAAUAUAGGCAGCUCUUGCAAGUUAUUCAAGAAAAAGAAAAGAAAGGCAAAGAAAAUGAUAUGGAAAUGGAAAUUAAGUGGGUUCCAGGCCUUAAAGAAAGUGCAGAAGAGAUGGUCAAAAACAAAUUGGAAGGAAAGGAUAAACUGACCCCAUGGGAACAAUUUUUAGAGAAGAAGAAAGAGAAAAAAAGACUGAAAAAGAAACAAAAGGCUCUUGCUGAAGAGGCCAGUGAAGAUGAAGUUCCCUCUGACGUUGAUAUGAAUGACCCAUACUUUGCCGAAGAAGCUAAAAAAAUAGGUAUAAAAGAAAAGAAGAAAUCAACAAAAUCUGCAAAAGAUGGCACAUCUCCAGAGGAACAAGCUGAACUAGAAAGACAAAAGGCUGAAAUGGCUUUGCUCGUGAUGGAUGAGGAGGAAGAGAGCAAGAAACACUUCAAUUAUAACAAGAUUGUGGAGCACCAGAAUCUGAGCAAAAAGAAGAAAAAACAGCUUAUGAAGAAGAAGGAAUUAUUGGAGGAUGACUUUGAGGUCAAUGUUAAGGAUGCACGGUUUCAGGCAAUGUAUACUUCCCACUUGUUCAAUUUGGAUCCUUCAGAUCCUAAUUUCAAGAAAACAAAAGCUAUGGAAAAAAUCCUUGAGGAGAAAGCCCGUCAGAGAGAACAAAAAGAACAACAACUUACUCAGGCAAUAAAGAAAAAAGAGAGUGAAAUUCAGAAGGAAUCACACAAGAGAUCCAUUGAUCCUGCCUUGUCAAUGUUGAUUAAAUCUGUAAAAAACAAAACAGAGCAGUUUCAAGCAAGAAAAAAGCAAAAAGUCAAAUAGGUGUAUGUUGUUUCUUUUUGGUUUGAGAAUGUAUAAAGUAUACAGAAGUGAUGGAAGGAAUACUUAUUGGGAAUAGUGCUAUACCUUUCAAGAAUAUGAAUAAAAACUGACUGUUGUAAAAUUUAUUUUCUGUAUAUAACAGUUAGACCUAAUUGUGUAUGAUUGAUAGAUUUGUACUGUGUAUUUCCACAGAUUAAUCAUAAUUAAUCCAGAUUAUAGGAUGUAUAAAAUUUUUAUAUUUAUUACUCUGCUAGCUUUUUUUAAAGACUGUUUAUAAUUCUAUGUAAAAAAUAGAGGAGUGACCAAGUCUUAAGUCUGAAUAAGAGUUAGGAACAACUUGAAAAUAUGUAUAUGCAAUACAUUAAUUUAUCUGGAAGCAGGAGGCAGAUUUAGAUACUUGUUUAAAUAAUUUAUAUUUCUAGCCAUAAUGAAUAGAAGCCAAUAACUUUCUUUGUUGUUUGGUCAUGUUUAUUAUAGUUUAUUAAUUUGUAAAUAAAAAUUUUUACUAUUU
Lagenorhynchus albirostris (white-beaked dolphin) is the source of this 3187-nucleotide messenger RNA. It is a transcript of the gene ESF1, whose product is annotated as ESF1 nucleolar pre-rRNA processing protein homolog. The record is from RefSeq and is a predicted model, not a curated record. The transcript has 14 exons. Bases 94 to 2676 code for a protein of 860 amino acids. Gene Ontology annotation, cellular component: nucleus. Lineage: Eukaryota; Metazoa; Chordata; Mammalia; Artiodactyla; Delphinidae. Gene Ontology annotation, biological process: rRNA processing. Gene Ontology annotation, molecular function: RNA binding.